CCCUCGGUCCUGGUGGAUUCCGGCGGUCGGAUUAUUGCAUGGUAUCUUCCGAAUGCAAUUACCCACUGGAUUCAAGCCGAGAUGGAACAAGCCACAGUGAAUAUGGGGCAUCUCCUGAAGAAAAGUAUGACCAAUGGACAACAGACCAAGUGGAGAACAUUCUCCAAAUAUUUUCACAGCAGCAAUGGCAGCCCUCUAACACCAGGAUGUAUCAAUAUUGCCCCUUGCUGGUUCCAACAAGGUCAUGAGGUGAGACCGACCGGUUUGUAUCAGGGGAUCCUAGUAUCAGCUGCACUGAAGGGUGACGGUGGUCCGGCGGUCAUAUUAUCCAUGCAGCGCUCGGCAUUGCUGACCUCGGCGGCUCUUCGGGUCAUGCAUCCUGACUUAUAUUGGGCCUCAGUCACAACCCAGAUUAAGCUCGGUCAAUGGGCGAAGGAAAAUGACCUCAUUGACAUCUAUACGUGUUUGCAACUUUGGGCCUCGGUGUUCAACUGCGCCGCUGUCAUCUGCAAUAGACAAUGUCCCCCUCACCGAGAUCCAAGCUCCACACCCGAUGGGUUUGAUCUCAUGACCAGUAUCGGCAAUUACUCAGAAGGAAUCAUGACGCUGUCCAACUUAGGUAUUCGAUUACAAUAU
Suillus clintonianus is the source of this 636-nucleotide messenger RNA. RefSeq lists its product as uncharacterized. Lineage: Eukaryota; Fungi; Basidiomycota; Agaricomycetes; Boletales; Suillaceae. The record is from RefSeq and is a predicted model, not a curated record. The transcript is spliced from 3 exons. The annotation marks the transcript as partial.